AUGGCUACUUUCAAAUUUAUAAAGGUACAAGUAUCUCCUAAUUCAUCUUCAUAUACAACAAUAUGCAAGGUCAGGGUAUAUGUUAUUCCAAAUGAUGCGCCUGGCUCCCGAUUCAUAACUGAAUGGAGAUCUCUGAAACCAAAGAAUUUAAAUUUAGAGAAGAGAUUCACCGAUAUAUGGUUUAAACUUUUAGAAGUAUUAGAUUAUUCAAAGAAAAAUUGGCACUGUAUCUCCUCAAAGUCUACAUUAAGUCAAUAUAUUGGUAGGGGAGUAUUGUUAAUAUCUACUACGGCUGCAAGCGAUGGCACACGGUACGAAAUACAAGACAACCUAGAGAUUAAUUUUCAUAUUGAUCGAUGGGCACAGAACAGACCGUUUGAGUCCUAUUCCCGGAAACCUUCCAACACUUCCAAGGAAUCGUUUGGUGCUAAAGUUCUGCAGAUUUAUAAUAAUAUUACAUCACCAAACUUGACUGAAUACGAAAAUAAGGAAAGUAAUUUCAAGGAAUCCAAUUCACUCCCAAGCCCGGAGGACGUGAUUAUCGAAUUGUUACGAAAAUCAAAAAUUGGUACACAUUCUAUCAAAGGUGUUUUUUCUAGGCUAUAUCCAUUUCAAGUCAUGUCUGUAUGUAAAAUGUUUGAAAAAGAAUCAAUUGAUAGAAAGGCGUUAGUACCCAAUUUCAUCCGAAUCAAAUCCCCUAACUCAGAUAUUCACUAUUACUUUGAUAUGACAAACAAAAGCUUUUAUUCUAAACCAGAAUUGUACUCCCUACCUAGAGGUGGUAUUUUAGCGGAGAAUAUGGGAUUAGGGAAGACACUUAUAUGCUUAAGUCUCGUAUGUUUAACCAAAUGUGAUGUAUCAGGAAUUCCGCCGUCUUAUUUAUUGUAUAAUGGAAAUGAAAACGAGAAAAUUGCAGAAAAUCUGUUCGAAUACGAUUCCAAUUCAACUUCUUCUUGGAAGAGUCUAGCCGAAUUAUGUAAAGAAUGCAUAAACCAAAACUCUUUGCCGUGGAAACAUUACAUUGAAGAUAUUCCUAUAUCGGUGGUUAAUCGAUUGUCGAGCUCACCUGGUUAUUUUAGAAUUCCUUUAGAGAAUCAUGGGUAUGACUCGAUAUACAGUUUAAGAACCCGAAAAACAUCAAGUAGGCAGAAAUUAAUAAACAAUGAUCUAUCUCCAGAGGGAAGAAUCUACAGAACGCUUUAUUUGUGUAAUACUACAUUGAUAAUAAUUCCUGAUAACCUUUUCCAUCAAUGGAAUAAUGAACUAAAAAAGCAUAUUGAGCCUUCGUUUCUUGAUAAGCUAUUUGUUUCAAGCCAGUUCAAGGAACCAAUUUAUUCUCAAAACUCAACAUUCAUGAGUGAACUUCCUGACGAUCCAAAAUAUUUGGUAAAAUUCGACAUGAUUCUCAUAACACAUUCCUUACUUGCAAAGCAGCUUGGCAAUUUAAAUAAAUAUGACAAUCCCUUAGAUAUGAUAUAUUGGAAACGUCUAAUUAUUGACGAGGGUCAUAGUGUACAGUCUAAGAACUCUAGAACAAGUUUACUUUGUAAGAGUUUACAUUCUGAAAGACGUUGGGCUGUAACAGGUACACCUACCUCUGGUUUAACAAGACUACAUAUGGAUGAAGAACAAACUGAAACAUUGGCCCAGAAUAAUGAAACUAAAUUGAAAAUGAAUCAUUAUGUUGUUAAGAGUAAAUUCAACGAAAGAGAUGAUUUAAACAAGUUGGGGACCAUAGUAAGUAAUUUCCUAAAAAUUGAACCUUUCCACUCUCAACCUAAGGUAUGGACAAACUCAAUCAUAAAGCCGUUAACUUCAAACUCGUAUGGUUCUACUGUUAGUCUAUCAAAUUUGCUAGAUGCUAUAGUUGUUAGACAUGCGUUAAAAGACAUCGAACUGAACUUGAAAUUGCCUGCAUUACAUCACCAACCAGUAUUCUUGAAGCCAUCAUAUCAUAACAAAAUUGCAAUCAAUUUAUUUACGGCAGUCUUAGCAGUAAAUGCUGUUUCAUCCGAAAGAAUUGAUGUUGACUAUAUGUUUCAUCCUUCUAACCGCCAACAACUUAGAAGAUUGAUUACUAACUUGCAAAGAGCAACAUUCCAUUGGACCGGUUUCAAGCAAAACGAUAUAGAAACUUUAAUUCACAUAUGCAAUUUGUCCUUGAAGAAAAGAAAGGCAAGCGGAAAUUCAGUUUACAGCGACUAUGAUAUAUCGCUCUUAAAAAAGUCUAUUGAAGUUUCUAAAAUAGCAUUAAAUAAUCCAAGGUGGAGAACUAUUGCAUUAUUACAUGAAAUGAAUUAUUAUGUCUCUGGCUUGCCUGACAUUUUUACUAAGACCUACGGAACAGGAGUCUUGGAAGUAACAGACCAAAGCGGGAAGCGUGAUGAUAUUAGUGUGUUUGGGGCUCCGCAUCUUAAUGCUAUUCAAGAAUUUUUUUAUAAAAAUAGGUUCAUGGAUAUGAACAACGAGGAAGCAUUGCGAUCUAAAUUGUAUUUGUCUUCUAAACCAUUUUGGUCCUCAUACUGGAAGGACAAUAUGAAGCGAAAUUCUGAACGAUUUAAUAAGCAAGAUAAUAAUCAAAGCCUUAAUUCAAAUGUCAAAGCAGAGGAAAUAGAAAAUGCUAUUAAUGUUCCAAGUAUUGUUAAAAACUUUAAACCAGAAAGCGAAUUACAAGCACCAGAGUUGUCAACUCCCAAGUCUAACAAAACACAUGGUAAAAUCGCAGAAGUGAGUCCAAAGGAGAGGUUGGUUAGAAAUGAUGGAGAAGGUUUGAAACUUACAGACGAAAUUAAAACAAACCAAUCGAUAGACGAUCACAAUAUAAAUUAUCAGUCUAUUAAAACUGCACAAAUAUUAGGCACCGCUUCAGCUAAACUUUCAUAUCUAGCAAGCCGAUUACUUGAACAUCAACAAGAAAAGGCAAAGUCGCUUGUUUUUUUUGAGUUUGAAGAUAGUGCCUAUUACUUGACGGAACUAUUAGAAGUUUUGGGUAUCAAGUAUAUUCUAUAUGCGACAUUUAUCAAUCCCUCUCAACGUACAAAUAACUUGACAGAGUUUAGUAAUUUUCCUGGAGGAGUGACUCUCAUUAUGGACUUACGAUUGGCAUCUCAUGGCUUAACUAUUCUUUCGGCAACUAGGGUAUAUUUUAUAAAUCCUGUGUGGCAAAGGUCAAUUGAAGCCCAGGCAAUUAAAAGAGCUCACAGAAUCGGACAAACAAAGGAUGUUUAUGUGGAAACUUUAGUUUUGAAAGGAACAUUGGAAGAAGAAAUAUAUAAAAGGAGAUUUUCAAAUGAAGAAUCUGUGAAUGAUGUAAGGGAUGAGACUGACAAGUCACAAAAAAGAUACGUUAUUGAUGAUACGGGAAUGCAAGAAUUUAUUUUGAGGCAUAACUUCUUGGAACAUGAGGCUAAUGAACAAGAAUUUGCUCCAUUUGUCGCUCCAGCGAUAAAUCCUGAUUCUUCUAUAAAUGAUGAUACGCAAAACUUGAGCCUGGAAUAUUCCUUACUUAACCAUAAGGAUGCACUCCAACGCACAAAGGAUUCCGGUCUAUUAAAAGAAUGGAAGACAUAUCUCUUCAAUGAAGAUAAUUUGGCAUUCUCAAGUAACAUUAAGAACCAAAGGCUCAAUAAAAAGUUUUCCCAAAAUGAGUUUCUUCGUAAAUUUGUUGACCCAAAAGAACAAGAUACAGAUUUAAAUACAGAUGAGAAAAAGACAAAAACACAUAUUGAUGGUCCCCGUCAUAAGAAGGUACGCUUUUGA
Messenger RNA from Debaryomyces fabryi, 3759 nucleotides. RefSeq lists its product as uncharacterized. The coding region runs from base 1 to 3759 and encodes 1252 amino acids. NCBI's taxonomy places the organism in Eukaryota, Fungi, Ascomycota, Pichiomycetes, Serinales, Debaryomycetaceae. Gene Ontology annotation, molecular function: ATP-dependent chromatin remodeler activity; ATP binding. The transcript has a single exon. The record is from RefSeq and is a predicted model, not a curated record.